AUGUACUGCUGGGCUCUGGUAAUAAGGCUUGAUGUUUCGUGUUCGAAACCUUUGAAGUUACCUCGCUCCAGUCCGGGCGGAACUCCCGGGCCAUUUGGUCGAAUUCAACAUAUGCGAGAUUUUAUUAAUAUCACAGAAGAAAUUAAUCAACUGAAACAAACUAAUCAAUUAUUGAAGACAAAUAAGAGGGAAAUUAAUGAACCAAUGGAAAUGAUAAAAGUAAAAUUUUCAUCUAAAUUACUUCAAUCUAACCUAAACGAACAGUCACGCAGUAACACACGUUCAGUUGCUUCCUUCGAGCAACAACAGCAACAACAACAACAGGAACAACAACAACGGCAACAACAACAACAACAACAACGACAAAAUGACGCCAAUGUUGCAAAAGGAGAUGAAGCAGCGGAUUUAAUAAAAUUUGAACGAUUAUCUCUGGAUAAUAAGAAAAAUCCUAGCGUAAAUUUAUCUGUGAAACAGCGUGUGCAAAUGUCUGAAGUAGUAGUAACUCGUGCUAAUAACGAAUUCACCAUGCCUAUAAAGCACAUUCCAAGAUUUAUAAACAAACUGGACAAUUAUUCAUCGGAAUCUCUCAUCCAAAAAAAGAGACGUCGAAAAGGAACACCAAUGCCAAAAUAUCGAAAAACUUUUGCCAAGAUAUCUACUCCCGAAUAA
Messenger RNA from Acanthocheilonema viteae, 669 nucleotides. The record is from the annotation of a GenBank genome assembly. Lineage: Eukaryota; Metazoa; Nematoda; Chromadorea; Rhabditida; Onchocercidae.